AUGAUUUGGCUUGAUGAUAAUGUGAAUGACAAAGGGUUUCAAGAUGCAAAACAAAAGCUGGACUCUAUUACUAGUCAUUUGGAGAAAUUUCAAGAUGUAACACAAUGUCAGAAAUAUAUUGAAGAGCAGUCACAAUACGAUCGACUGGUAAUUAUUGUUAAUGGUCGAUUGGGAGAAGUUAUAGUGCCUUCUAUUCAUGGACUUCAACAAAUUAAGUCGAUUUAUGUGUACUGCAUGGAUAUAAAACGUAAUAAACAAUGGACUUGCAAAUAUGAAAAAGUAAAAGCUGUCAUUGUUGAAAUUGAUGAACUUAUUUCUCUAAUUAUGACGGAUCAUAACAUUCUGCAAGCGGAGGAUGGACCAUUGUCAACAACUAGUGCUACUGCACGUGCUGGCGCAGGAAAGCUUGAUAAUUUCACCGAUGAAGAUGUGUUAAAAUUAGCCAAGAAUGAAAUAAUACGUGUUCUUAAGUUGGAAGCAUAUGAAAUAAAAGAUACAAUUGUAAAUGAUUUGUUAGAAAAUGGUCGACAAUCAUUGUCUAAGUAUGAAGAAGAUCUUCUACCAGAUAUCUAUGCGGCAGCAAUAAAUGAAAAGGAUGGUGAUUUGAUGAAAUCUCUGAAAAAAUAUUUAGAACAAAAAUGGAUAGUAAAGUACGGUUCUUCAAAUCAGUGGUUUAUUAAAUUUUUAAAAGAAUAUAAAGAUUCCGUGAAUUAUAAUUCUAUUCUGAAUCGCACAGCUGAAUAUGGGAAUAAAUACUUGAAAGAUUGCCCAAUCUUAUCAAUUGUUUUGCAACUUCUAUUUGAAGGUAUUGAUGUUAAAUGUCCCAAUGAAAGAAACGUAUUCAAUGAUCUAUGGUGUGCAAUAACCAAUGAUGGCUUAAAAUGUAUAGAAGAUUUUUCUAAUUAUAUGAAUGAAAAUGUCAUGCUUGAACUAAAAAAUACAAAGGAAUCAGUAUUAAUUCAAGCUUUACGUGAAUACUAUCGUCCAAAAUUAUUUGAAUUAUUUAAAAGAAUUCAAAUUCUAGAUCACGACAAUUUGUAUGAUUUAGCAUUAAAUAAUGUUGCUGAAUACGGUUGGUUACAAGGUUUACAAGCAGUUAAACAGAAAAUAAUUCCGAAAUAUUUUAAAGAAUUACUAGCGAAUAUUUCUCAAGGUAAACUUGAUUUGGUUGAAUGUCUUGUUUAUUUAUCAUUCUAA
Molecule: messenger RNA, 1197 nt
Organism: Rotaria sp. Silwood1
Lineage: Eukaryota; Metazoa; Rotifera; Eurotatoria; Philodinida; Philodinidae
Source: the annotation of a GenBank genome assembly